Molecule: messenger RNA, 3130 nt
Organism: Candoia aspera
Lineage: Eukaryota; Metazoa; Chordata; Lepidosauria; Squamata; Candoiidae
Gene: KMO
Product: kynurenine 3-monooxygenase
Exons: 15
Coding region: 31-1407 (458 amino acids)
Biological process (GO): L-tryptophan catabolic process; quinolinate biosynthetic process
Cellular component (GO): mitochondrial outer membrane
Molecular function (GO): FAD binding; kynurenine 3-monooxygenase activity
Source: RefSeq, a predicted model, not a curated record
UUGCCUAGUAAAAGAAGAGACAUUCAAACCAUGGAUUCUUCUGAUACACAGAGCAAAAAAGUAGCUAUAGUUGGGGGAGGAUUGGUGGGUUCUCUAAAUGCUUCUUUCUUUGCAAGAAGGGGAUUCCAAGUAGAAAUCUAUGAAGCAAGAUCAGAUAUCCGUACUUCGAGUGUAACUCGUGGCAGGAGCAUUAAUUUGGCCUUGUCUCACAGGGGACGGCAAGCUCUCAAGGCAGUUGGAAUGGAAGAUCAGAUUGUGUCUAAAGGCAUCCCCAUGAGGGGAAGGAGAAUUCACACAGUCUCAGGCAAAAGAUACUCAAUUUUUUAUGGAACAAAAAGCCAGUAUAUUCUCUCUAUAGAUAGAGCAAAUUUGAAUAAGGAGUUAUUAACUGCUGCUGAGAAAUAUCCCAAUGUUAAGUUAUACUUUGAGCACAAACUGCUUCGCUGCAAUGUAGAGUCAGGGCUACUGACCUUUUCUGGAUCAGACCAAAUGACUAAAGAGGUCACCUGUGACUUAAUUGUGGGCUGUGAUGGAGCCUUUUCCACAGUCAGGAAGCCGUUUAUGAGACAAACACGGUUCAAUUACAGCCAAAAGUAUAUUCCACACGGAUACCUGGAACUGAAAAUUCCUCCGAAAGAUGGAGAUUUUGCAAUGGAGCCCAACUAUCUUCACAUUUGGCCUAGGAACACAUUCAUGAUGAUUGCACUGCCAAACCUGGAUAAAUCAUUCACAUGCACACUCUUCAUGCCCUUUGAUGAUUUUGGAAAGCUUGCAACAGGAGAGCAAGUGCUGAAUUUCUUCAAAACCUAUUUUCCAGACUCAAUUCCUCUAAUAGGAAAGCAAGAACUGAUGCAAGAUUACUUUGUGCUACCAGCUCAGGCUAUGGUAUCUGUGAAAUGCUCAUCAUACCACAUUGGCUCUCAAUGCGUGCUAAUGGGAGAUGCUGCACAUGCAGUCGUACCUUUUUAUGGCCAAGGCAUGAACGCUGGAUUUGAAGACUGUCUAGUCUUUGAUGAACUGAUGGACCAGUUUCAAAAUGAUCUCUGUGUUUGCCUUCCAAUGUUUUCAAAUCUGAGAGUACCUGAUGAUCAUGCAAUUUCAGACUUAGCCAUGUAUAAUUAUAUAGAGAUGCGGGAACAUGUGAAUUCAAGGUGGUUCAUUUUCCGAAAGGACAUAGAUAAUUGGCUUCACUCCCUCCUGCCCUCUAUCAUCAUUCCUCUGUAUACUAUGGUGACAUUCUCCAGAAUCCGGUACCAUGAAGCAGUGCAAAGAUGGAAAUGGCAGAAUAAGGUGAUCAAUAGAGGCCUCUUCUUCACCAUGGUAGCAGCAGCAGUGACUGGCAUCUAUCUGUUCAGAAAUGGAAAAUUACCCAAAAUUGACUUCCACAUAGAGGACUUGUGGAGAUAGACUUAAAAAUGGUGGGAAACUUCCAGAAAUCAUUUGAGAUAGAAAUGAAUGCUUUCUGAAUAAUUAAUCUUUGCUUUAGAAGUUGUGUUGUCCAAAUGUUAUAAAAAUACAUAUGGUUUAGAUGAAUGCUGGAUCUAAGAUCUAAAUUCCUAUUCAUAUUGAACUGAGAGAUUCAUUGCUAUUUUGUUAUCAAGUUCUUGAGGAACUAGUGAACAUGCCAUAAGCCACUUCUAGAUAUGGAUGCUUCUUUUGCAUUUUACCAUUGCUUUUCUGUUUGUGGUUGCAACUGCAGUGAAUACCCCACACAACUCAUUCCUGUCCUGUGCUUUAUUUCCAAGAAAUUUACAGUAUCCCAACUACAUCAAUGAACACAUUUCGACACAAAGUGCUAGAACCUCUAUAAGCUUGUUCUGCCCACCUGUUCUUCCCAUAGGAUGAUCAUUAUGACAAUGUUUGGAGUUAUCUAAUUCAACUGUUUCUGCAUCUUUUAAAAACAUAACUUAAAAAUAUAUUAAAAUUUAAUAUAAUCCCUGUUUGCUGCUGUUGUUUAUUCGUUCAGUCACUUCCGACUCUUCAUGACUUCAUGGACCAGCCUCCACCAGAGCUUCCUGUUGGUCGACGCCACCCCGAGCAAUCCCAAGGUUUAAUCUGUCACCUCUAGAAUAUCACCCAUCCAUCUUGCCCUUGGUCGGCCCCUCUUCCUUUUGCCUUCCACUCUCCCUAGAUUCAGCAUCUUCUCCAAGGUAUCCUGUCUUCUCAUUAUGUGGCCAAAGUACUUCAGUUUUGCCUUUAAUAUUCCCUCAAGUGAGCAGUCUGGCUUUAUUUCCUGGAGGAUGGACUGGUUUGAUCUUCUUGCAGUCCAAGGCACUCUCAGAAUUUUCCACCAACACCACAGUUCCAAAGCAUCUCUCUUCCUUCACUCAGCCUUCCCUAUGGUCCAGCUCUCGCAGCCAUAUGUUACUACGGGGAACACUAUUGCUUUAACUAUGCGGACCUUUGUUGUCAGUGUGAUGUCUCUGCUCUUAACUAUUUUAUCGAGAUUUGUCUUUGCUCUUCUCCUAAGGAUUAAGCGUCUUCUGAUUUCCUGACUGCAGUCAGCAUCUGCAGUAAUCUUCGCACCUAGAAAUACAAAGUCUUUCACUGCUUCUACGUUUUCUCCCUCUAUUUGCCAGUUAUCAAUCAAGCUGGUUGCCAUAAUCUUGGUUUUUUUGUGGUUUAGCUGCAAGCCAGCUUUUGCACUUUCUUCUUUCACCUUCGUCAUAAGGCUCCUUAGUUCCUCCUCGCUUUCAGCCAUCAAAGUGGCAUCAUCUGCAUAUCUGAGAUAGUUAAUGUUUCUUCCAGCGAUUUUAACCCCAGCCUUGGAUUCCUCAACUCCAGCACGUUGCCUGAUGUGUUGUGCGUACAAGUUGAAUAGAUAGGGUGAGAGUAUGCAACCCUGCCGUACUCCUUUCCUAAUCUUAAACCAGUCCGUUGUUCCAUGGUCUGUUCUUACUGUUGCUACUUGGUCAUUAUACAGAUUCCUCAGGGAGCAGACAAGAUGGCUUGGUAUCCUCAUACUGCUAAGAACUUGCCACAAUUUGUUAUGGUCCACACAGUCAAAGGCUUUCGAUAGUCAAUAGAAGAGAAAUAGAUAUUUUUCUGAAACUCCCUGGCUUUUUCCAUUAUCCAGCGGGUAUUGGCAAUUUGGUCCCUAGUUCCUCUGCCUUUUCUAAACCCAGCUUGU